GAGAAUCAUAAGCGCUAGAACUGCAGAGGGAGGGUCAGCAAAUUAGUAUAAGGAGCUCCAGAGAUACUGGACCACAGAAACCAAAGCCAUAGACAGAACUCAAACCGAAUUAAUCAUGCUGCACCCCUUUAUGAUCGCUAUCUUGACCAUCAACACCUGUAUUUCUAUUAUAUACUGGAUCUACAUCCUGACCCAAGCCUUUUACAAGGGGACUGAGGAUGAGUCCAAAUCAAAGGAGAGCCCAUCAUAACCAUGACCUUCUGACCUGUAGUGACUGACAGUUUAGAGUAGCUUAGUUUUUUGUGUUUGUAUGUAGGGUUUAUUCUAAUGGAGUAUUCAUCUUAGUUUGAGUGCCACAAGUACGUCUUUCAUCUCCGUCAGCAGCUCAGCUGACAAGCAUCGGUCGAAUACCAGGAAAACAUCUGCAACAAAAUGCUUAGGGAGUCUUUUCCAAGGAUUGCACGUGUUGCCAGAUUGUGGAAAAUUCCCUCCACCCUCUCAGUUUUGUCCAUCAGACGCCAGCAGGACUGCUUCAAGCUGAAAAUUCAAUCAGGGCUUUAUUCUGUGGAGGAGAUCACUGAAAAUAACCCUGAAGUCGCUCCAAAGCAACUUCGCAAGAGGAGAGCAUACAGGGAAGUUCAGGAUCCAUGUUUGCACGAGAUGAAAGCUCCAAGCACAAGCUCACAACAUGCUGUCCUGUGGCAAGAGUUGUGGAACGGCUCCCGGACAGCCUCCGCAGCGAGGCGGCUGCUUCAGGAAGCCACAGAGCGAGAUGAGCUCUAUUUUACUGACUACGUUCCACCUGCCAGAGAUGCCAUAGCCGUCCCCAAAUACAUCAUCUACAUCAUCCUCGGGGUGGUGGUGGUGGUUGUGGGCAUGUACGGCAUCACCGGCCACCUCAUUAAAGAUCUGUUCCAUGAUCUGGCAGACUGGCUUCUUGGAGCCAACCCAGAGGAGGAGGCUGUGGAGGAGGAGCUGCAGGAGUCAACUGGAGUGCAGGACAGACAGGGAGAGAGAAGAGUCAGAUGGGGAAGGAGGAGCACAGAGAUGGCAGAGGAGAAAAGAACAAUAUUACCUGGAUUCCCACUCUCUUUAACGACCUAAUGGCACCCCUAAUGGUUCUCUCUCCAGUACACUAGAGAAACUCCACUUAGAGCACAACACAAAUACCCAUCAGCUGUUUACAGAUCAGAUCCUUGUUUCUCAGUCUCUCUGCUCUAAUUCCCCUCACUGUGAACACUUAAACUAGUCAGCCUUCAAAUUAAACCCACCAGCUCAUGUAUUCUGAGUAGUACCAGCACGAAGCCUAGAUUACUGUCAGAUUGUCUACCCAGAAUUAUUUUUGUACUUUCUUGUUUUCCUAUGACUUAAUCUUACUUCCUUCUAACUUAGUAUGCAGUGAAAUAAUGUACUUUGUGAAAUCAUAUACAAAUAUUAUUGUGUUGGUCAGUAUAAAUGUGAUUCCAGCACAAGUGUUAGUCCUUUUCAUUGUAUUGCAUGUGUUAAAGUGAUUCCCUCUGUAAUAAAUGGGGAAAGCAUGCAUGUGA
Messenger RNA from Pygocentrus nattereri (red-bellied piranha), 1547 nucleotides. RefSeq lists its product as uncharacterized. NCBI's taxonomy places the organism in Eukaryota, Metazoa, Chordata, Actinopteri, Characiformes, Serrasalmidae. The record is from RefSeq and is a predicted model, not a curated record. The coding region runs from base 433 to 1104 and encodes 223 amino acids. The transcript has 4 exons.